UGAACAAACAUGAUUAUUAUUUAAUAAAAAGACAACUAAACUAGGCAGCUAUAUAGCUCAGUGCAUGAUCAAGAGCUUCGUCGUAAAGUCGUGUCAAAAUCAAGAUGAACAAGCUAUUCAUUGUCCUUCUGGCUGUCUGCCUCGUCAGCGUACAUGCUUUUGUGAAACGAGAUGCAGAAACACCAAAACCUGAUGCGUUAAAAGAAUUUGGAGACAAAGUACUGAGCACUGUUAAGGAAGCUGUUGACCCCGAAAAUAUAAAGAAAGGAUUUAACGACUUUGUUGAUAAAGUGCAGGGUGCAAUUGAUCAAUUGAAUGCUAAGCCCAAAGAAGCCAAAGAAUAAUGCAGAUGUAACGACGAUAUUCAUUUAAUGUGCUCCGCUCCUAUGAUUAAUUGUAGUGAUGGAAUUUAUUAUUACCUUACUAAAAAAUGUCAAUCAGCUGAAAUAGUAUUGAAAUAUAUAUAAAUAAAAUAUAUUAUAGUUUAAA
Vanessa tameamea is the source of this 489-nucleotide messenger RNA. RefSeq lists its product as uncharacterized. The transcript has 3 exons. The coding region runs from base 105 to 344 and encodes 79 amino acids. NCBI's taxonomy places the organism in Eukaryota, Metazoa, Arthropoda, Insecta, Lepidoptera, Nymphalidae. The record is from RefSeq and is a predicted model, not a curated record.